Molecule: messenger RNA, 4448 nt
Organism: Bactrocera latifrons
Lineage: Eukaryota; Metazoa; Arthropoda; Insecta; Diptera; Tephritidae
Product: protein spitz
Exons: 1
Coding region: 2942-3757 (271 amino acids)
Biological process (GO): epidermal growth factor receptor signaling pathway
Molecular function (GO): receptor ligand activity; epidermal growth factor receptor binding
Source: RefSeq, a predicted model, not a curated record
UCUUCCUAAGAGCUGCACCAAACAAAACCAAGUACCAACCAACCUAAACCAACAAUCAUUAAAAUCUGUCACAAAAAAGAUUACCACUCACUCGAAUAACAUGCAAUUACAAAGCACAUUCAUACACACACACACACACACACACACACACACCCAUACAUACAAGUGGUGCGCGUACACACACACAUACAGAGCGCGACCAUAAACACACUGUGCUCACACACGAAACGCUGCAGGAUAUUCCAUUCUCCAUAAAUUGCAUAAAUGUCAACAUCAUCAACCAUCAACUUGGUUAACCGGCGCUUGCAGCUUGGAAAUGUCAUUUAAAAUAAUAAUAAUGCAAAAAURAAAAUAAUAAGAAAAAAAAAACGAAACAACAAAAAGUUGAAAGUAAAAAGUGGCCAUAAAAUGUUGCUUAUCUAAGCCUCAUCAAGUGGUUGUGAUAUGGAUUCUCAACGCAUAUCACAGCCAGCUUUGAUGAGCUAGGAUAAUCAACGGGGGACAGCGCUCUACAAAAAGCUAAUUAGAAACAAAUGUGAUUAUAAAAAAUAUAAUGAAUUGGUUUGAAAAUAUGUAUGUGCUAAAUAGAAAAUAUAAAAUUUGGUGUUUAAAAAGAAAAUGAGUAAGCGAAAAAUUCGUUAGUGAUUUGGUUAAAAUUCAAUCAAUAACAAUUCAGCCAAAAAAAAAUUAAAUAAAUUAAAUUGCAAGAAAAUUGUUAAAUACAAAAUUAGAAAAGGAAUUAAAUUGCAGGAACGAGCAAAAACAAUGAAUAAAGCGAAUUUCCAAAAAUGUUGAAAGAAUCAUCCAUCCAUUCCUGCAUUUUCACACAGUCAUCGAAUGCACCGAUUUGUGUUUACCUAUUUUUAUUUACAAUUCAUUCAAAAUUUUUACGCUUAUCGCACAUUUGUAAUGUUUGCAGCUAAAUACACAUACAUGCCAUACAUACGUCAUAUCUUAGUCAUUGGCAAUUUAAAGCGAAUCGCUGGUUGUGACGCCGUGAGUAUUGCUGUACUAUGCCCCUGAAUGAAUGAGUGCUGCGUCAGUGAGCCGAACACGCGGUACUUUCUCUAAUAUCCAUACAUACAUACAUAUGUAUGACAAACUAAUAGUUCUAUGCACUAUGCCUAUGUAUGACGCAUAUUAUUUUCUCGAAAGGUCCUUAAUGUAUAAUGACUUUAGAAUACCAAUUAGUAAUUGGGGAUUUUUAGCUAUUUUUAUUUGGGUAGUUAAGUUGUAGAUAACUUGAAAUAAAGAAAAACAUUUUUUUUAAUUUUAAAUUUCGAGUUACACGCGACGUCCGGCGGCGCUAAAAACUUGUCUUUCACUGCUGCAGUGAUUCGUACUUUCAUUUUUAUUUUAAUUUUUUUUUUUUACAGACUUUGAAUAAAAAAUCUAAAUUUUUGAUAAUCUUUUUUGCUUAAAAAAUAAGUUGUAAUGGAAAUAAAAAAUAUCCUUCGUUGAAUAACUAUGUAGAUAAUGUUAUUUUAAAGAUGUAUACACAAUUCUAACUAAAUCGGUCCAUAAUUUUUCGAGAAAUCAAAAAUGGAGCUACAUCGACGUGGCCUGAUGGGUGGAACUUCCAAUGGAUCUGUCUUUAGAUCUUAUUUUACUCGGAUCGACUUAAAAUUUUUGGGGAAUAUUUUAAACAUAUCCGUAUUGUACUAUUUAAUAUGAUAAAAAAAAUAAUAUUAAUAAAAAAAAAAUAAUUCGUCUCUAUAUAUGUACAAUGUGAUUGAGGUCUGGCUUCUGGGUCAGAUGUGGCAGCACCUUUUUAAUAUUCCUUAGCCCAUAAAACAUAAUGCUUUGGAUAGUUCUUAUGAAUAAAAAAUAAAACCACUAUUUAAAUUGAGUUUAGUUGUUUAUGGAGCCGGAUUAUAUUUUUAAUUUUGCCUAGUAGUCCAUUUUUUUUUCUUGACUAUGUAAUUUAAAUUUUUACUCAACAAGUGGUCAAUUUCAUGUGGCUUCAGAAGUAACGGAUUCCUAGACAUACUUCGGAAAGUCAACAAAUUUAAAUGAAAAUGUUUUUCGCGAAUUUAACGGUUUUCUUUAUUAAGCUGUUUCAGCAUAAACAAUGUGGUUUUUGGUUUAACGUUUAAUUUAUUUUCAUUUUUCAGCAUUUUCUAUUAUUUUUAAAUAUAAGAUUUUCACUUUGUUUGAACUAUACUUGUUACAGAUAGCUUAAAAAAUGUAAUUCGUUUAAUCUUAUUUUCGCAGGUAUACCACAAAAACAACAAGGACUAACUGAUUUUUUAACACUUUUCAACAUCGAAUUUUGCCUGUUUUUACAAUAUUUAUUAAAAUAGUUAAUAUAAGUAUAAAGUGUUUUGUAAACACAACUGUGUGUGUAGUUAAGUCCGAUUAAUUGUAUUAAAAGUCUGUGAAAAUACCGUUAUAACAUUAUAUGUGCGUGCAUGUCCGAGAAUUGUGAUAGCAAGUAGUAGUUUAACAACUUGAUUUAAUUGUUUAUUAAAGUCAUACGUUCUAGUUACACUAUUCACAUCAUAAAGUGUAGAAUAUUAAACCAAAAAUAUAAUUGUAACAGAAGUGAAAAAGCUGUGAAAGUCUUUAACAAAAAAUUUAUAUUAUAUGUGGGCAUGUAUAUUUCUGUAUUAACUGUAAUAAUAACCUCGAAAAAGUAACUGAAAUCAAAGAUCUUGAAUUUUAAGUAAACGAAACAUAAAAUUUUAAAAAAGUUAUCGAAACUAAUUUAAGUUUUCACGUCCAUUUUUUUAAGUAAUAAAAAGCAGAACAACAACUGUAUUCCACUUCGAACAAUUUCCAUUCCAAUAAACAGUAUUUUGUGAACCGAAAACCAAAACUGAUAGAAGUUUUCAACUCACACAUCCCACACUCAUUCACUCACUCACUCAAGUAUUGAACACAUUCUCUUAAUUAAGUAACUUAAUUUCUAUAAGCAAACUAAACGCUAAUUCUGAACAUCAUGUCCUUGCUUAAGCGCAAAUGCACGCUACUCUUUAGCGUCUGCUCGUUGACUCUAGUGCUCGCUUGCCUUUUAAAGCAGCCGACUACGGCUAAUGCAUGCUCUAGUCGUUCCAUACCCAAGCCACGCACGCUCUCCUCGGCCGCCUCAUCGCUUUCGCCACAACAGUCGACAACAUCCGCUACGACAACUACUACCACCACCACCACAACCACGGAGCCGACCACCACUACCACAACGACACCAAGACCCAACAUCACCUUCCCAACCUACAAAUGUCCUGUGAACUACGACGCUUGGUAUUGUCUGAAUGAUGCAACCUGCUUCUCGGUUAAGCUGGGCGACUCGGUUAUGUAUAAUUGCGAGUGCGCAAAUGGCUUUAUGGGGCCACGCUGCGAGUACAAGGAGUACGAUGCAUCCUUCUUGCCGAAACGACCACGUCCAAUGCUGGAAGAGGCGAGUAUUGCAAGCGGCGCCAUUUGUGCCCUACUCUUUGUGCUCUUCAUCUGUUUGACCCUAUACCUACGUUAUGAGCAGCGCGCUAAGGUUUUUGCUGAGGAUUAUGAGAUCACCGACGCCAUGGAAGAGGAGGAUGACGAGUGUGAAAACAGCUACUUCUCAACGAAAACAUGUCGCUAUUGCAAUGAGCCGCAAUGUUGCGGUGCAAAGGCUGGGAUCGUUGCUGAUGUUGGCAAUAGCGGCAUGCGUGGUCGUGUCUAUGGCGCGGCCGAGGGCGGCGUUGGUGCACCAUCGCUGCGUCGUUACAUUGAAGCGAUUUCCAUGUCAUUUGCUAUCAGGCGCACCACCAAAAUGUAAAAUGCGAAUUAAACGCACACGAAAUAUAAUUUAUAUGAGAAAGCAUAAAUAAUAUGGUUGUUCUGUUGUAUUUGAAAGAUUUUAUAAAAUAAGCUGUAAGAAAUAUAUCUGCGCGUAAUUCUGCGCCCUUUAAUAAUUAAAAUUUGUUCUAUAUCUGCAUUACCGUUAAUUUUCUGCAAUUUUAGUUCACUAAAAUAAAAUAUUUAUUCACUGUUCAUUCAAAAUAACUUAACUUAAUUUUUUCCAUUGCAAUUCACUUAUUUGUACUUAACAUCCUACAGUUAUGAGAACUAAUAAUAAAUUUUUUGGCAAAUAUAACACUACAACCAACUCUAAAAAGAACAAAAAAAUUUAUAUUAAAUAAGCUUUGUUAGCCCUUAAGCUGAGCUUAGCAAGCCAAUUCAUUUUUAACUGUACCGUUUUUUGAAACACAUCAGUUUUAGACUAGUGAUGACUAAAUGCCUUCGAGUGCUUUAUAUACAACAUUUAUAUACUCCUGAAAUCACUUAAUAUUUUAACUAAAAUUGAAGUCCAUUUUCACAAAUCCAUGACAUCACAGCACAUUUACAUAUACAUAUACAACACAAACAAACAUGCAUUAUUUUCAUUUAAAGUAUAAUAUUUAUGUAAUUUCACCACUCCAAGUCCGGAAUAAACUGAAUUUACGAUUUUUUUUACAAACUUUAUUUAA